CUCUCUCUCUCUCGAUCUCUCUCUCUGCCUUCUCUCCCUCUCUCUCUCUCUCUCUCAAAACACUAGUGCUCUCUCUCCAUCUCCUCUGCUCUCUGCUGUAGUUCAACCUUCUGCUGCUCCAUGGAUUCACCAAAACCCUAGAAGCGCCAUCUCCUCCCAUUGGCUCAUCUUCUCAAAUCCCAAGCUCGACCAUGGAAACCUCUGGAUCUUCGUUGUGGCUGUCAUCAUCAUCCUUGCCGUAUUCUUCUAUCUUUCGACUGUCAUAAGAGGCUCUGGAAAGAAAGGGUAUGGGAUCGUGAUUGAUGCCAGAAGCACCAGGAUGUGAAUCCAUGUUUUCGAGUUCUCGAUGAGAAGAGGAUUGCCCAUUUUGAAGUUUCGGUAUGGGGGAUCCAUGACAAUGAAGAACCUAGUGGAGGAAAGCAUUUGGCCAAUGAUAGCUACAGAAAGUUUGAAGGCUCUAGGUGGACUUGGCCUGCUUUCCCUUGGAGGAAAAUACCUACUCAGGUGUAUCUUUGAAGUUGGUAUCAUAUUCCUAAUAAUAACUCAAUCUCGGUGUCUGGUUGGUAUUUUUGAGUUUGGAACUGUAUUCUUGCUUCACUUGUGUAGGAGGAAGAGGCUCUCAUUUCAGCUCAUAGAAAAGAAAUUGAAGAGACGAUGGAGAUUGUGCGUGAACUGCACAAGAUGGAUGAAGGACAGCUGGAGUAUGCCGAGUUUCUUCACUUGCCAAAGAGGAGAUUUUCAUAUUUCAAUAAUUCACAAUAAUCUUUUAUUUUCGUGGUUCCAUGUACAUGGACAGUAUGUGAAAUGCCUUCUUCCAUUCUUCUGUUAAUGGAUCAUACAUUUGUAUGUCAGAGGUGGUCAGAGAUUAGAGGUUCUAGUGGAAUGGCUAGGCAGUUGUGUAUAUGUUGGUUAAGAGGAAUUGACAUCAUGUUGUAUGUAGAAUAUGUUGUGAAGCUUGGGGUGAAUGUUGAGAAUUGCUGAACAGUAGGGAUUUUAUUACAGGAGUCCUGAGUAGGAGGUUUUUGGGUUGUUGGCUGUGGGAAUAUUAUGUUGGAUCUCUGUUUCUUAGAAGAUCUGGUUUGUGCUUGGUGGUAUCAUGGUAAGUGAGCUUCUCAAUUGUUGUGUUUAGUGUCUUAGAUGUACUCUCUCUCCGAUGAUGUGUUGUCAACACGUGAGCAGGCUUUGUGGGGGCCUUUUUCUGUUGCUAAUCAAGGAGUAGCUCUUGGUGUUUAUCCCAUGCUUGCUACAGGUUCUUAAUAUGCCUAUUUGAUGAAAUAAAAUGCCUU
This is a messenger RNA of Magnolia sinica, 1286 nucleotides long. Its product is annotated as dynamin-related protein 12A-like. Lineage: Eukaryota; Viridiplantae; Streptophyta; Magnoliopsida; Magnoliales; Magnoliaceae. The coding region runs from base 347 to 829 and encodes 160 amino acids. The transcript is spliced from 4 exons. The record is from RefSeq and is a predicted model, not a curated record.